Oryzias latipes (Japanese medaka) is the source of this 6519-nucleotide messenger RNA. It is a transcript of the gene phldb2b, whose product is annotated as pleckstrin homology-like domain, family B, member 2b. Gene Ontology annotation, cellular component: basal cortex. NCBI's taxonomy places the organism in Eukaryota, Metazoa, Chordata, Actinopteri, Beloniformes, Adrianichthyidae. The record is from RefSeq and is a predicted model, not a curated record. Gene Ontology annotation, molecular function: protein binding. Gene Ontology annotation, biological process: regulation of microtubule cytoskeleton organization.
GCAUAUUUAGCUGUGUAGAGUGUGUGUGUGUGUCUAUAUGUUUAAGGGGGUGGGGUGUGUUAGAGAGAGAAAGAGGGAGAGUCUCUCUCCUUCAUCUCUCUCCAGCUCUGCUUCCAGCUGUUGCUGCAUUCCUGCACUCGUCGCACUUGGCUGAGGACCUCUCUUCUCUUAACCUGACCUGAAACAGGAGAUAUAGUCUUUUGUCAACAUUUACAACUUUUCAUGCCCAGCGGGGAAUGUGUUUUCUGUUAGUGCACAGACUGCCAAGGGAGAAGAGGCUGAACAUUUAAGGGAGUUUAGUCUGGAAACCUUUUCUGUCCUGGCCCGCCUGAGUGUUUUCCUGCAGGAUGACAGAAGUGGCCGGCCCGGUUUCAGCAAUAGAAUCUAAGAUGAGGUUUCAAACCCAGCCGGACCAGAUGUCUGCAGUUGAACCUAAGUCUCCACCCUUGGACCUAAUCGAUACAGGGAAAGGCCUGAAGGUCCAGACUGCUGCUCCUCAUCUGGUUAGUCUGGGCAGUGGCAGGCUGAGUGUGGCCAUCACCUUGCUCCCGCUAAAAGAAGGGGUGACACGUAUAGGCAGAGAUGAUGCUCCGGUUCCUCAAGAUAUCACAGUGCAGGGGCCUGGUGUUGAAGCAGAGCACUGCCUCAUCCUCAAUGAAGGAGGUGUGGUGACCCUUGACCCCUGCGGUCACCUUUGCAGCCUAGAUGGAGUCCAAAUCACUGUACCCACACCACUCACACAGGGAUAUUCCCUCUGUUUGGGUAAAUCCUGUUUUUUCCGCUUUAACCAUCCUGAGGAGGCCAGCAGAAUGAAGAGCAUGCUUCCACAGAAGAGCCCAGUGUCUGCUUUAGCCUACAAUACAGACUAUCUGAAGUUUAGCAGUGACUACAGUCAUGCAGUGGUGAGGGGUACGAAUAGUGCCAGAGGCAUGAGAUCAGCCUCCGAGCUGCGGGACUUGAUGGAUACCCUGCAGCGCAAGAAAGUUGCCCUGGAAAACAGCCUGAGAGCAAAUGGGAACGCUAAUCCCUCCUACUUCAGCAUGACACAGUCACCCCCCACCUCACCUGUGUCCAGUCCAUCCACAUCUUUUAAUUCUUAUCAAGAGCAGACGAGGUGUUUUUAUGGCUCCGACCGUCCUCCCCUUUCUAUGAAAUCUGCCUCCUCUCUUCCACCUGGACGACGGUCCGACCCUUCGUUUUCUCAUGCCUCCCGCUCUUCGGUUGGCCGUAGUCAGGACAGCGGUGGCGGACUCAGCGACAGUCGACGACAUUACAACCAGGGUUCAUCACCUCUACAAUCUGCGUGGAACGGUGGAGGCUCCACCUCUUCGGUGACCAGCAGUGAUAGCUUCAGUGUCACUUAUCCUGCUUCUUCCUCUUCACCCUGUGUUCCAUCAACUGGGGGUGCAAUAAGCAUGCCUUCAAGCCCUCGCCUAGGCCGUCGCACCUGUGGAAAACAAGAGCCAUCGUCCAGCAACCGAACCAGGAAAUACUCAGCAGGUUCACUGAGUGGAAUGAUGACAGGGGGGCAUAGCCGCUCGUUGCCUCGCCUUUGUCCUUCCCCAUCUCCCAGAGGUGACAACAAUGGAGUGCUGGCUUUGUCGACACUUCCUCCACGGCGAUUUGACAGUGCUGGUGGCUAUAAAUUUAGCAAGGACUUGUACAGCUAUGGUCAAAAUGCCAACAAUGAACUCAAUCAUAACUCAAGUGGUUCCUGCCAGCAAAUGUCCAGCAGGAAUCAAAUGCAGACCCCAACUCAGGGUGGAGGUGUUGUCUCCAUCUCCCUCUCUUCUCCAAAAACCUCUUGUUCCAGCAGUCAAACCAUCUGUCCCACUAAUGCCCCACCAGAUGUGACCAUUCCAUCCAAAGCAGGAGGCUCUUCUUCUCCGCGCAUUGCCAAAAAACUCAGCCUGACCUCCACCAGCUCUAUCAGCUCAACAAGCUCCACCCUCCCAGAAGCAGAACGUAUGGCUGGAAAGGAGACAUACGUGGGAGAGAGGGAAAGACACGGGUCCGAAAACACCUGUGCCCCAGGGAUGGGACUUGGAGACAGAAGGUCCUCAUUUGGGAAGGCGGGGGAGGAACCAGGGCUUGGUCUCGGUGAGAGGAGGCAGUCAUUUGGAAAAGCUGGGGUGACUCCCCCAGGGGGAUUCAGGGAAAGAAGAGGGAGUAUAAGCUCACUAAGUGGAAAGGAAGAAUUGACAGAUUACCACCAAUGGCAAAAAGAAGAAAGACUUCGUGAGCAGGAGGUAGAGAAACUGGAGAGGCAGCGGCUCGAAACCAUCCUGUCUCUUUGUUCCGAGUUCGGCCGAGCUGAAAGGAAUGGAAGUGGGCCUGCUCCGAAUUCCGCUUCAGCUGUUGCAGAUUUACAGAAGAUCAACCAGGAGCUUGAGAAACUCAAGCUGAACGAUGACGAUGAUGACACACCUUCUGUGUUUUCAGACUUUUCAGCCAUUAAUGGCUCAGAGGGGAACGAUAUCUUGACCUCCCCUGGAUCAGAAAACGGUUACUAUCAUGAUACUUUCAAGGUACAGCAGAGGAGCAGCGGUGCACACAGAGACUACAGAGCUGAAUCCCCUCCUGUCAGUCUGAAAGCCUUUGCUCCUAUACCUGCUCCACGAACACAAAAGACCAGUAAGGUUCUAGAGAAUGGUACUCACAGCCAAGAAAAAGACUUUGCAUCUUCAGAGGUGGAAGUAAGGCAUGUGGAGGAGGAGAGAAUUCAAGUGCUAAACAACAUUGAGGAGCUGGAGCAAAAAAUUAAAGAGCUGGACAACCAAAUGGAGGAAUCUGCCCGAGAGGUGGAGGUUGAACAAGCGCUGGUUGAGGCUGAGCAGGAGUCAGAAGCAGCUGCUCUGCAACAAGAAAAAGAGGCUUUGGAGGCACUUCACAACAAGAUGGAAGAUUUAGAGACCAGCUCCAAGCAGGAAAAAGAAAAGGCGUGCGAGUUGCUGCAGGCAGAAAGGGGCAGAUUAGAGAGGUUGGCUCAGAUUGUGUGUGAGCAGCGCUCUCAGCUGGACAGCUGCCCUGAAGCCACCAAGGAGCCCCUGCAGGAGCAGCUAGCCAGGGAUUGUGAAGUGCUUGACACAGAAACCAAACGCUUCGAGGACCUGGAGUUUCAGCAUCUGGAAAAAGAGAGUAGGCAGGACGAGGAGAAGGAAACGCAGAUCCAACAGCUUCUCAAGGAGAUUGCAGACUACCAGCGCAGUUCUGUCACUCGCAAGGAACGACUGUUAACUUUGAAGAUGCAGGCUACCCAGAUUACCCAGCAGGCUCAGCGAGAAAAGGACAGCUUUAUAAAGGAGAGGAGCAACCUUGAAUCAAUGCUGCAAAGAGAGAAAGAAAAUCUGGUGUCACUUGAAAGAAAAUAUGCUGAUCUCACCGGGGGACGAAGCUUCUCUCUGAGAGAGGGAUAUGUCACAGUCAGUGAAAUCAAUGAGCUUUACUCACAGCUUGGGCAGAAACCUAAACCCGCUCUUGCCCCCUCUCUGGCCAAAACCCCUCCUGAGUCAGAGGUAAACCCUUCCCCUGAAGAGGCCCCCCCUGAGCUAAAGGAGGAUGAGCCUUCUUACUCUUCUUCACCCACCGACUGUCACUCCUGUUCCUCCUCUUCUUCUUCAUCCAAUCUAAAUCCUCGUCCUCUCCCCAAAACCCCCUCUGUGCACUGGCCAGAGAACAUGGUGACAUAUCGAGACCCUUCCCCCCUCCCCGACUCCCCCCCACCCCCUCUUCCUGCCAAAAACCAUCAUCGGCGACACAGGCAGCAUUUCCGGAUGCUGGAAGAAAGGAAGCGGUCCGAGAAAGACGCUGGCUCACAUCUCAGUGAUACUUUACCCAGAAAGAAACCCCCCCCAGCUUUGAACUCUCAGUUUACAUGUGCUACACUUGGUCGGCCGUUCUCAACCAAGUCCCAUCAGCCCCUGGUACAGAGUUCAAGUUGUGGCAGCAUUCUUCCCAGAAUGCUCUCUUUAUCCAAGGAAAGUGAUUCUAGACAUCUGCAUAAAGGUUCAGGUCAGCCAAGCUCGCGGGCGGCUUCUCAAACGAACGUCUACCUUGAUGCCUUUGGGUACCGUGACAACCAGGCCUUUGACACGAUGAGUGUGGACAGCAGUGACUCCAUAGAAACCAGCAUCUCUGCUUGCUCACCGGACAACGUCUCCAGUGCCAGUACCUCCAAUGUGGCAAAGCUAGAGGAGAUGGAGCGCCUGCUGAGAGAGGCACAGGCAGAGAAAAACCGCCUCCUGGAACACAAGGAGCAAGAAAUGGAAAUAAGAAAGCAAGCCCUGGAGGAGGAGAGGAGAAGAAGGGAGGAUUUAGAGAAAAGGUUACAGGAGGAAACGAACCGGCGACAGAAGCUAAUCGACCGUGAGGUGAAACUGCGAGAGAAACAGAGAGCACAGUCCCGGCCGCUCACUCGGUACCUUCCGGUGAGAAAGGACGACUUUGACCUGCGGGCUCACAUUGAGUCAGCGGGCCACAGCACAGACACGUGCUUCCACCUGUCCAUCUCCGAAAAGACCUGCCGAGGAUACCUGAUCAAGAUGGGAGGCAAGAUCAAAACUUGGAAGAAGCGCUGGUUUGUGUUUGACCGCAACCGACGCACACUUUCAUACUUUGCUGACAAGCAUGAAGCCAAGUUGAAAGGGGUGAUUUACUUCCAGGCGAUUGAGGAAGUAUACUAUGACCAUUUGAAGAACGCACACAAGAGCCCAAACCCUACGCUGACCUUCAGUGUGAAGACCCACGAUAGAAUUUACUACAUGGUCGCUCCUUCACCUGAGGCCAUGAGGAUCUGGAUGGAUGUGAUUGUCACCGGAGCUGAGGGAUAUACACAGUUCAUGUUGUAGUGAAGACGGUGAGGGACAUUCAUAUUUUAUCAGAUAAAGGGGAUUUUUUUUUUUAAUCCUUGCUUUUCAUCCAGAAAAGAUUCCCAAAGACACAGAAUGUUUACUUCGAACAAGCCUGUUUGUUCACAGGAGUGGAUUUUACUGCCUUUUUGUGGUUUCCCAAACAAUUCAAAUGACAUGCAGACAAUGCCAGAAGACGUUUUCUUCUCUGGCUGACUGAACAGCAGUGAUGACGCCUUCGUCCAUUCGCCACAGCUCCCUUCUCAAGUGUGGAGUCUCUGUGCCACACGCAUUUAAAAAAAAAAAACCUUUUUUUUUUAUUGGUAAAAAUAUUUUGUACCUUAACUGCUGUCUUUAAGACAAACUCUUAAAAGAUCAUUUUGUAAGACUGAAUUUAAGGGGAUUGGGUUAAAAAUGCGAGGAGAGUUCACCUGAAACUAAAGCAGAUAAAUUUAAAGAUGUUUAUAGCAUUUUAUUCCAUCCUUAGCUUAGUGGCAAAGAAAUAAAGUAAAUUCUGCAGAUGCUGGAGCUCCAUUAGGUUUCAUAAAAAAUGUCAUAAAAAAAAAUCUUAUGUCAGUCAUUAAGGUUGUAUAGUUAUGCUUGAAAUGUUUUUACCACCUUCCCAAGAAAAAAAAAUUGUGUUUUUUUAAUCAUGAUUACUGUCGGUAAUUUUGAUUUCCUCAUUUUUUUUAAACAAAUUGGAAAAAAACAAAGACUAAAUGUACUAAUUUUAUGCUUUAUUAUAUCUUAAAACUUAUUAAGACAGAUAAAGAAUGGUAAAGUUUUAUGAUGGUUCUGUUUAAGGUAUUAUGGCAUUCUCAGGUUAAAACAGGUUGUUGUUCGUUCAUUCUCAGACACAGAAGUGCCUUUAUUGUGUGAACGCUUGCUUCUAUUUUAGCUACAAGGUGCUAAUAUGUAUUAUUCACAGAAAAAGCCUCAAAGAAGACUGAAUUGGAGGUUGGUUACUAUUGCUUUGUUUCUUUUUUUGUAACCUAAUGUUGAAGCAUUAUAUCAUCUUAAAGUGUUAAGUUUCCGUGCUGUGAGAGGCACAACAUUUUUUUUAAUUAUUUUUAAAUACUUCUUGCUACGAUGAUCAUUAUCUAGUUUUUUUUUUACACAGCAGCUUUCUGAAUACAUCUAUAUAUUUUUAGAGCAACAAAGUUUUCAUUAAUGAAGUUAAACUGUCAGGCACACAAAUCGAUGGUACAUUUAUUAGCCUGGUAAUAAAGCUGAUUAUUAUGCUGCCUUUAGAACACGUCUAUUAUCACUAUAUUCUAGCUUAAGUUGCUAAUCCGCUAUGAUCACCAGAGCUCAUUUUGAUAGGAAUCAUGCUACAUAAUAUAUCACGUCAGAAAAGUUUGCUCUACUGAGAAGCACCUACAGGAAUAUAUUGUGUUGUUUUUUGCUGAUCAGAGUGUAGAAAUAUGAAGUAACUACAUGUUUGGCCUCAGUAUGCUUGUUUCUUAUGACAUAUCGAAUAUGUAGUUAUUGAGUUUAUCCGAGGGGCUGGAACAGUGGAUAUUUUUCCAUUUUAAUUCAUACUUUUAAGGUUUGUUUUAUUUUUUGUACGAGUUUUUUUUAUUUUGACCCCACUGUAUUUAUGUCAUUAUUAAUUUCUGUAUGUAUGUUUUGUGUAUCCAAAUAAGAAAUAAAUUCCAUAUUCCAUCUUUUA